Akanthomyces muscarius is the source of this 231-nucleotide messenger RNA. RefSeq lists its product as uncharacterized. The coding region runs from base 1 to 231 and encodes 76 amino acids. The record is from RefSeq and is a predicted model, not a curated record. The transcript is spliced from 3 exons. Lineage: Eukaryota; Fungi; Ascomycota; Sordariomycetes; Hypocreales; Cordycipitaceae.
AUGCCCGAUUUGUGCAGCAAGGGCUGCGUCCUCUUUGCUGCAGGCGAUGGGCGGGGGAGGAGAGAAAAGGGCACAAGCGUGUAUAUAAGGCGCCCGCCCAUCUUGUGGCAAACCGAUUUUCAUUCUGGUGCACAUUUGAUCUUUAUCAUUUUCUCUGAACCAUCAUCUACAUCAUCUUUUUUUUUUCUAAUCUCGGCAACUUGUACCAGAUUCGAGCCGUCAUCCGCCUGA